This is a messenger RNA of Eimeria necatrix, 2535 nucleotides long. RefSeq names its product oxidoreductase, putative. Bases 1 to 2535 code for a protein of 844 amino acids. NCBI's taxonomy places the organism in Eukaryota, Apicomplexa, Conoidasida, Eucoccidiorida, Eimeriidae. The transcript has 11 exons. Gene Ontology annotation, molecular function: oxidoreductase activity, acting on CH-OH group of donors; flavin adenine dinucleotide binding. The record is from RefSeq and is a predicted model, not a curated record.
AUGCCAGUGCUUCCUCCAUUCGGCCUCGCUUACAAAGAGGCGUUGACAGCCACGGGGUACAAGAACUACGGAGAUGGUGACUACCCAGAGCCUAGCCUCUAUGUUCAGCCAGGAUAUCAGUGGGUUGGCUACUCUCUCUUCGAUGCUGGGAACAACUUCCAGCGAAAUGCAUCCGAUGCGCUUCUUGAGAGGCUCCCCAACCUUGUUGUCAAGACUCGGCACACUGCUAGGAGCAUCACUUUCAUAGAUACAGACCACGGAAAGACCGCAAACUGCGUCGUUUACCGGCCAACAAAAUACCAAGAUAUUAGGCCUAUUGGAGAUUUAUGGAGCCUUUUCCCUUCAUCUGCCGCAGACUGGGCACCAUGGAUUGGCACUUUCUUGGAGCCCACCUCAGUGCUAGUCAACGCCGGUGUUAGCGAUCCAACCAAAAAACUACGUCGCGUAUGCCUUUCAAAUCCAGGGAGUGGUCGGAUCGUCGUCAGCGGUGGAGCAGUGAAUACUCCUCUUCUGCUCUACCGAUCAGGAAUCGGCCCAGCAAUGCAACUUAAGCUGCUCAAAGUGCCCCAAGUCCUGGAUAGCCCUGCAGUUGGGUCGGCCUUCUCCGACAGAGUAUUCCUUUCGAUUCCAGGGUUUCUGAAGCACUACUCGGAUUCCAUUCCACUAAUUAACCCGAGCAAAUCACUGCGUCGCUUGCAGGCCAACGAAGAUACGGGCUCCAAAAAGGUCAACAGACUCCAGCUACUUUCCAGGCCAGCCUUUGAGCCCAUACUUACGCAAGAAGAACUUGAGAAGGCAAUCACGCCAGAGGUCCGGGAGGCUAUAAACAGGCUAAUGAACCAAGAAGUGCCUGACGAGAUCAUUACUGUCGACGAAGAUGACAGCGCCGUCAGCAAUCGCUUCGAACCUCCCGUUUUAUUGCCAGACUUCCUCUUAUUCCCUGGGGUGCUGCAAUACCUUUCGCCGGCUCUCCAGCCUCGCGUGUGCCAGUUCAUGGGGCUCAAGUACACUGGUCCUCGCUGCAAAUCAAACGGGAUUAACGAGCGUAACCUCGGGUGCUCUUUGGUGACAAUGGAGGAGCUCUCUGGAGACCGACUGGCUGAAGGAUUUAUCUAUGCUUCACGUUAUAUGUUCCCAACUGCAUUCCGCAAGGACCCAAUUCUCGACGCUGUCACCGAGAUUAUCCAGUCCUGCUCUAACUACCGCUCUCCGUUCGGCAUAAUUCUCUUGAAGCCCCUUUGUGUGCUUGCUCAGCCGAUUAUAAAGUGCCUUAGGAAGGCUGUUGCUCCUUUCUACUUCACUUCGGAGCCAAAAUCUCGAGGAAGCAUUCGCCUUAAACCUACUGGCGAAGUUGUGGUUGAUCCACAGUACCUUGUAGACGAGCAGGAUCUUUUCGAUGCAAUUAGAGGCACUGCUACGUUGGUGGAGCAGCUAAAUGGAGACAGUUACAGGGGCAUCAUCCAAGAAAAGGGUCCCCAGUCGUGUCCGUUAGCAAUUCUAAAUGGACUUCUCGAUAUUCUUCUGACACUGGCAAGCACAACAUCUCCUUUUUUGACCCACUCUUCGAACUUCGCAGAGAUCCAAAGAUAUCUACAAGACCUAAUUCCCCCAGAGUCCAGGCGCCUGCGUCGUCUGAUGGUGGUGAACGAGGGCUACCGCAUGAAGCCUGCGGUGUAUGAGGACGAAGAAGGCAACGAAUACGAAGACUACAGUGCAUUUAUUGAGAAGGACGUCGAUGAGGCAAAAAUUGAACGACUCGGCAUCAAGCGCCGAUUAGAGGCUGUUGGAUUUGAUUUCGAUUCGUACCGUGCUCACGUGGAACGCACAGAUGAGUCUGCAAAGGAUCCCUCCCUCCACUUGGGCACACUUGGCCGUCGCCUCGAUGCCGAAGUUGAAAAAAUCUUGGGCCCCGAAAAAAUGGAUCAGUUGAAAAAGCUUGCAGAUUCGAUAAAAUCUGAACACGCUCUGAGGGCUUCCAAAGAAGACCCAGCCCUCAAAGAAGCUAUCGAGGACUGCAGGAAACCCUGCACAAAAGAGGCCAUUCAAAAUCACACCUGCGCCAAGUCUGAUGUUUGCUGCACUGCCUACGGCAACUCCAAAUGCAUGCGGCUUCCAGGCCAGCCUGCCUUCGCCGAACAACAAAACAAAGAACCUUAUACGAGCGCGGACGCGGCAGAUAGCGGGGGCGCCGUCAAAAAGGAAGAGUUUCUUGCCCCCUUCUUUGGCCUCAACACCGUGUCGGUCGCACAUGCUGAUGAUGAGCAGUGGGCUGCAACGUAUCCGCCAAGGCUGCCAAGCGUCCAGAAUCCUAAAGCACUAGCUAAAUUUGCACUGACGUACAUGACCAGCAUUGGUCACACUUACGGCAGUGCUCCCAUGGGCAGGGUGGUUGACGAUAAGUUCCAGGUGAAGGGCGUCAAUGGGCUCUCUAUUGUGGAUGCAUCUGUGCUCCCCCAACUUACACGAAUGAAUCCGGUCUUUACCAUCAUGGCGCUGGGCAGGUACGCUGGAGAGAUGAUGCUAGGGGAGCAAUAA